GCUUGUGGCCUGUGUAGCCAAGCCUUGCUUGCUGUCCUCGCCUUGCUUCGCAUGCUGCCAUGGCCGAUCUGGGCGAAAUCUGGGAGCAAGCGAAGCGCUUCCAAGACCGGCGAGUGGUGGAACUCGCCUCGCAAGCCAUUCGCAGGCGUUCGGAGAUCGAGUCGCUCGUCGGUGCCGCGGAAGCUUUGCGGCUGCUCGUGGCAGCGAAGCUGGCCUUGCUGGAGGAUGCCAUUGAGGUGGCGCGUGCAGGCCUCCACUCCUCCGCACUGCGCACAGACGCCCGCGCGGAUGCGCUGCGGCUGCUGGCGCUGGCAGAGGCAGUGAGAGGAAGUUCGGGUGCAGAGAGGCAAUACUCAGAGGCCAUUGCAGCAGCAGAGAAAGCCUUCCUGUUCUUCAUGGACCAUGGCGAUGAACGACAUCAGGUGGACGCCUCGGUGGCCCUGAGCCAUCUCCAUUUGCUGCGCGGCGAGUCGGGUGAUUUGCACCUGGCGACCCAAGCGGCGGAGCGCGCGGUCGCGAGCGCCGGGGCGUGGCGAGUGGAGAACGGACGGCAACGAGGUCAGGCGCUGCUGGCUCGAGCACAUGCCGCCCACGCGACCGCUCAGGGCGACCGGCGCGGCGCGCACGCGCACGAGGACGAGCUCGCGCUGCGAUGGGCCGAUGAAGCGCUGGAGCUGGCGCAAGAACUGGGCGAUGCACCACUGGAAGUGGAGGUGAGAUCUUCCAUGGCUCAGUGGUCUGCCAGGCGCUCAGACGCCGCGGCCACGCUGCUACAGGCCAAGGAGGCUCUCGAUCUUCUCCAAGAGUUGGGUGCCUCGAGCCAUCGGCAGAUCGCCUUGACGCGCCUCGCGGCCGACGCAGCGGUACAGCUGAAGGAUCCACAGCAAGGCGUACGGCUUUGCCAACAGCUGGUGAGGCUCUGCCGCGUGGAGAAGGCCGAGGUGCCGGGCGUCUUCGCGGCGCUGCAGCUGCUGCGGACGCUGGUGGCGGCUCAGCGCUGGGAGGAGGCGAAGACCACCGGCCACGAGAUCCUGAGCUUUUGCCAGCAGAAAGAGGACUUGCUAUGUGAAGCGCAGGUCUUGCGCUUGCUGCUGGAAGCCUAUCGGAAGAGCUCGGCAUCAGAGAUGUUGUCAACCUGGCAACGCUCCCUGGAGUUGGUGCCCCUGGUGCCACAAGUGAGCACGGCAGUGGAGCUCCUGACCGAGGUCCUUCAGGCCUCCGCUCCACUGAAAAGGCCCUUAGAGGCGCUGCCCUGCGCGAUGCAGCUGCAGGCGCUGGCACCCAUGGAGGUCAAGGCGCCGUUGCUGAUGGCCAUGGGAUCUGCUCUCUUCGAAGGCGGCGCAUUGGAGGAAUGCUGUCGCGUCGCUCAAGAUUCGGCGCGCUUGGCAGAGGAGCUGGGAGAUGAGGGACUCAGUGCCCGCGCGCUGGCGCUGGUCGCCAAUGCCCAGGUGAAGCUGGGCAAGUUUAGCGCGGCCAGGCAGAACGCGCGGAGAGCGCGGAGGCGCUUCGGGGAAAUCGGCGAUCACGAAGAGGAUGUGCGGAUGCGACUUCUAGUGGCCAAGGCCUGCUUGUGUCAGGACGAACGGGGCCGCAAGCAGCCGAAAGACGCCGUGCGGGAAGCCCAAGAAGCAGCGAAGCUGGCCAAAGAGCUAGAUGAGAAGAACUCGGAGCUGGUGGUUUCAAGCCUGGUCACGUUGGUCGAAGUCCUUUCGGAGGCGCAAGAGUGGGAAAAGUGCCAGAAUGCAUCUAUCGAGCUGUUGCGUCAAUACCCUGAAAAGGAGGCCUUUGCACUGUUUCAUGCAGCAAAGGCCCAACAGAAACUCGGACAGGCACACCUGGCCAAGACCUACCUGGAGCGUGUCUCCGAGCUGGCAGCACGGGAUGUGGCAUCGCGGAGUCUUCUGGAAGAGGCUCAGGAGAUGUUGGCGGCCUUGGGAGAGAUUUCAUCUAGGCCCCAACAGGAUGAGAACGCCUACCCAGGCAGAUGCCUUCACUGUGGUGCAGCCUCCUGUUCCUGCGCCAAGCAGCAACGUGGUGGGCACAAUGGCGAUGGGAUGCUGCGGCCGGGGCCGGCAAUGCGUAAGGGCUUCUUGACGUCCACCAUGCUGAGGGAGGAGGAUGAGCACCUGAAACAACGCAUUCAGGAGCUGGCGAACAUCUUGCUGGCUUUGCCCUCCCCGGAGGACGUUUCCCUGGAAGUUCCUCUUAGCGAGCUGGGCCUCACGAGUGGCGCGGCGGUUUUGCUCCGGGAUGAGCUCCAGCGUGAGGUGAAACACAUCAGGCUGCCGCCCACCUUGUUCCUGGAUCAUCCCACGAUCCGCGCGGUCCUGGGAUACAUCACUGGACAAGUGCGAUGAGUUUUCUUCGAUCGGUCGUGAAGAUCGAUCGAUUGGUGGGAGGAUGCGCGUCCACGCCCGUUCUUUUUUGGGCGGAAUCGAUGCGCGUCCAGAGGCUGCUUGCCACAAGUUUAACCCACACACCCUGGCGACCAUUUUGCAGCAAUAGCUUGUUGCGAGCAGUGCGCUAGAAGUCUCAGCUUGUUUGAAAGAAAAA
Durusdinium trenchii is the source of this 2553-nucleotide messenger RNA. The record is from the annotation of a GenBank genome assembly. Lineage: Eukaryota; Dinophyceae; Suessiales; Symbiodiniaceae.